Messenger RNA from Drosophila hydei, 896 nucleotides. RefSeq lists its product as uncharacterized. Bases 5 to 880 code for a protein of 291 amino acids. The record is from RefSeq and is a predicted model, not a curated record. Lineage: Eukaryota; Metazoa; Arthropoda; Insecta; Diptera; Drosophilidae. The transcript is spliced from 2 exons.
AGAGAUGAGCUAUAGAAGUCCAUACAACAUGUCGCUGCGCCUGCUGCUGUUGCUCAUGAUGUUGUAUGAAGCCCGCACACUGCCGGCCCUGGACAAUGCUCCAGCUGCAACAGCUGCCAAUAGCAUCGAGGAGACGGAUAAGCUGCCAAAUACACACAUCGAGUCGAUCGCCUCAAGUGAGGCAGUCCUGAUCAAUGCCAACACCUCGAAUCAGACUGAUGCGGGAAACAACGAAACGCUGGAGCCGACACCUGGUGAUAAUGUGGCCAGCGCCAGCAGCAAUGAGCCGGUGUCCAUCUAUGCCGGUGGCCUCAUCACGCCCGAGGCCUUUCACCAGUACCUGAGCCAAUACGGCGGAGCAGCGGGCUUGGCACCGCUUGCAGCGGGCUAUCCAGCACCCAUAACUGGGGCGCCCGGCAUCUAUCCGUAUCCGGGGCCCAUUAUGGUGCAGACGGGUUACGAGGGCUUCCUGGUGCCCACCAAUGCAGCUAGCGCCGAUAGUGCUUCAGAUGCGACCACAACUGUGGUGGCUGCACCCUCUCCUGCCAUGAACCCCCUGAUGGCCUUUGCGUCCAGACUGUUGCCCACCAUACUGAUGUCGACGCUGUUUCGCAUCGCGGCCGUCGUCCUAUCCGCCGUGGGGAUAAUACUCUUUGGCGGCGCCAUCACCAACACCCUUUGUCGGCUAACUAAAAUCUGCGAGAUCCCAAGCAAAGCCGUUAACUUGCUACGAUCUGGCGGGGCACAGGACGUGGGUCGCAUGCUGGCCGAGGAAAUUACGCCGGAACGCGUGCGGCGCACCGCCGAGUUCGUGCGCAAUGCCAUUCACAAAUAUAGCCAGCUGCAGAAGCUAAUUGAGCCGGACACAGAAACGGAGUAGAACUUACGGACUGAAC